CUACUCAGGGUAACUGCCUCCUCCCAGGGUCAAGGCAAUCUUUCCCCAAGCAUUCUGCCAGAUCUAACUGGAUGUAAAAGCUGUUAACAAGGAACAUUCAGCAGAGCACCACCAUGGUGAGGAACAUCGAUGACUUUGAUUUUUGCCUUCCAUCGCAUCCUCAGUCCAUUCUGGAAGGGCUGCAGGCCUUACGUACCAACCCAAAACUCUCAGAUGUCACCUUGAUUGUUGGGGGGCAAGAAUUCCCCUGCCACCGCAGUAUCCUGGCUCUCUGCAGUCACUACUUCAAUGCAAUGUUUGCUGGUGACUUCAUGGAAAGCUUCUCAGCCCGUGUAGAGAUCAAAGAGGUGGACCCUGUCAUUAUGGAGUCCUUGAUUGACUUUGCUUACACAGGGAAGGUGACCAUAAACCAGGGGAAUGUGGAGGCUUUAAUUCGGACAUCCAACCAACUCCACUUUCCCAUCAUCCGUAAAGUCUGCAUUCGGUACCUGAGACAGCAGAUGGAUGCAACCAACUGCUUGGGCAUUUGUGAGUUUGGGGAGAUGCACGGUUGUCCAGAGGUGUCAUCCAAGGCUUGGUCAUUUCUGCAGGAGAAUUUUGAGCUUGUGUCUCAACAGGAGGAGUUCCUCCAAUUAUCCAAAGAGAGGUUGGUUAUCUACUUGUCCAACAAUCUGCUCCAAGUGCAAGAAGAGCAGAGCCUAGUUGAGGCUGUGCUCAGGUGGGUGAAGUAUGAAAAAUCUGCUAGAGCCAUGGACCUGCCAGAGCUCCUUGACCUAGUGCAUCUGGUCUCAUUGCCAGAUCAGUAUCUGCAGGACCUCUUGUCAUCAGAACCACUCAUUCAGGAAUCGGAAGCUUGCAAGACCAUCAUCACCAGACAUCGGAGCACGGUGGAGAACAGGCCAUUUGUCCAGCAGAGACUGAAGGCCCUUCCCCAAAAGCUUGAGGAGGUGCUGGUGGUGGUGGGAGGCAGAGCUCUGGAAGAGAAUGAAGAAGAGGGGCAGCCCCCACCUAUCUCCAGGAAUUUUGCCUUUUAUAACACUAAGACGAAAGGCUGGAUUGCUCUGCCCGAUUUUCCAGAUUACAAUAAAUGGGGCUUUUCUAUGAUAGCUCUAAACAAUGAUGUUUACGUCACAGGUGGCUCCAGAGGAUCACAGAAUGAUACAUGGUCCACAACCCAGGCCUGGUGCUUCUGCCUCAAGAAGGGUGCCUGGAAGCCCAUUGCUCCAAUGCUGAAGCCCCGAACAAACCAUGCCAGUGCUGUUCUCAAUGGAGAGAUCUAUGCCAUUGGUGGCACAACGCUGGAUGUUGUAGAGGUGGAGUGCUAUGAUCCUUAUAAUGACAGCUGGUGCUUUGUCAGCCCUGCCCUGAAGUACGUCAGCAACUUUGCCAUAGCCGGGUGCCUUGGGAAGUUGUACCUCAUCGGCUCUUGUGCUAUCAAAUACAACGCGUUAACCUUGCAGUGUUACAACCCCGCUAUUGAUGUCUGGAGUGCAAUUGCAUCCCCCUUCAUCCCAAAGUACCUAUCUGCUCCCCGCUGUGCCUCCAUGCAUGGAGCCAUCUACCUUAUUGGUGACAACACAAAGAAGGUCUAUGUGUACAAUCCAGAUGCUAACAUAUGGCAGAAGAUGCAACAGCUUCACACCCUGCAUGAAAAUGGAGGGAUGGUACCUCUUGGAGGUAAACUCUUUGUCACUGGUGGCUACUGGAAAGGUAUGGAUGGCGACUAUCAGGUGGAGAUGGAAAUUUAUGACUGUGCCAAGGAUGUCUGGACAAGGGAAGGACCCCUCCCGUGCUUAUGGCUCUAUCAUAGCUCCUCUUCUAUCUUCAUGGACACGUCACAGUGGAGGGAACCUUUCCUGAGAAAUGGUUUGUAACAGGAGAAGAUGGAAUAA
Molecule: messenger RNA, 1892 nt
Organism: Elgaria multicarinata webbii
Lineage: Eukaryota; Metazoa; Chordata; Lepidosauria; Squamata; Anguidae
Gene: KLHL30
Product: kelch like family member 30
Exons: 8
Coding region: 114-1874 (586 amino acids)
Molecular function (GO): protein binding
Source: RefSeq, a predicted model, not a curated record